CUUUCCCCCACUCCCCCUCCUCCUCCUUUCCCAGGCCCUCUGCCAAGGUUACAACAGGGAUGAGAGAGGGAGGAAAGAAAGGAGGGGGAGGGGAAACGAGGACUGCAGGGGAGGGACCUGCAGUAUGCAUGAGGAGCUUCGGUGAAGAGAGAGGGAAUAAGCAGCAGAAUCAUUUCUGGAGCUGAGCAGCUGCAGGGUAUAGAGUUGUGUGUGUCCGUGCAGGAUGCCUGGCUUUGUGUGUGGUGUGUGACACAGGGACUUGCCCCGGCUCACUUAACUCACACCCAUAGAAGCCACAGGACGUUCCCAGAGCUGCUGCUGUAUUAAACAAGGACUGCACUACAGGAACAACCUGACAAGGAGAGAGGAGAAGAGAGAAAGGAGAGAGAGAGAACACAGAGACGAAGAGGAGGAGGAGAGAAAGGAGAGAGAGAGAACACAGAGAAGAAGAGGAGGAGGAGAGGAGAGGAAGGAGAGAGAGAGAGAACACAGAGAAGAAGAGGAGAGGAGAGAAAGGAGAGAGAGAACACAGUGAAAAAAAGGAGGAGGACGGGGAAAGAGAGAAGUACACCGCGUGUUGGAAAAGAGUAGAGGAGGAGAAGAGGAGAGGAGAAGUGGAGGAGGAGAGGAGGAGGGGAGUACACACCGCAGCUUGUAUUAGAAGGAGAAAAGGAAGGUGAGAACUGUUGGAGUGGUUGUAAAGGAGCUGAACUUCCUGUCAUGUUUACUUCAGUCCGGACCCUUUGUGUUCAGGGCACAAUGUCCAGGCUACUAUCCUCAGAGUCUGGCCGCUGCCUAUGAGACCGUCCAUACAGCCGCUGCAUACACCAAGCACUGUCGCUUUUACCGUACUUUGUUGUUGGUCAGGAGGGAGGCACAAAGGGAGCUGAAAUGCAGAAUGUACCGGAGGAAUGGAGGGAAGAACAGAGGGCUGGAGGAGAGAUGGAUGCUAAACCCUGGGAGGGUAGAGAGGCCUUAUUCCAAAUAAACCCUGUUAACUCCAAACAGGAUAUGGACAGAGGGAAAGAGAAUGGAGAGACCGGGGUUAAGGAGAGGAGGAAGGAGAAUGGAGAGAUGAUGAACAAAGGGGGAAAGGGGACGGAUAAAGAGUCGCUGAUGAUGGAGCUGACCCGUUUGGUUCAGAAGACAGUGAAGGAGAGUAGCUGGUGGGAGAGGAGAGGCAUCGACAUCACUAUCCUGGUCCUGGCCUUUCUCCUGUUACCUCCAGCCUUUCUGCUGCUGGGCUCAUCCCAGGUCCUGGUGUUUGUCCUGGGCAUGGUGCUGAUGGGGGUGUCCCACGCUGUCAUUACCGUUAAAGGAACCCACCUGGCCAGCCACGGAUCGCUGAGCGAGUCCCCUGCCUGGGCCGAGUUCUGGGCCGUGUUCUUCAUAGAGGUGUGUGGGUCGUUCACUGCAAGGGCAGGUGUAACAGGCCACAUUAAGAUGCAUCAUGCCCACACCAACGUAAUCGGUCUGGGUGACUCCAGCACCUGGAAGAUACCCUGUCUACCCCGGAGCGUCUACCUGUUUAUCGCACCCCUGGCUGUACCCAUUAUCACUCCUCUGGUGGCUCUAGGUGAGACAAAGACAGGGUGUGUGUGUGUGUGUGUUUUUGUGUGUGUUGUGUUGUUCCUGGGCUUCUACUCUCAAUACUGGCUACUGAUGCAUGUGUCUGGGUUCCAGCGUGCGUACAGCAGCCUCCUCUGCAUGCUGCUCUGCAGGGCCAUGUUCUCUAUACCCUACAUACACGUUAACAUCUUCCAGCACAUCGGCCUGUCUAUGUUCUCCCCGACCCGCCGGCCCAAGAGGAUUUACCAGAUGACCCACGGGGUUCUGAACCUUCCCCGGAACCCCCUGCUGGACUGGACCUUCGGACACUCCCUCAUCAACUGUCACGUGGAACACCAUCUGUUCCCCUUCCUCUCUGACAACAUGUGUCUCAAGGUAAAGCCCAUCGUGUCCCAGUAUCUAAAGGAGAAGGAGCUCCCAUACCAGGAAGACACAUAUCUCUCCCGCCUGCAGCUCUUCUUUCACAAGUACCAGGAGCUCAUGGUGUUCGCCCCGCCCAUCACCGAGCUGGUGGGGGUGCAAUGAUGGAGGGGGGAAGGGGGGAGACAGAGAGAGAGAGACAGAGAGAGGCGGACAGAGAGAGGGCAGAGGUGGAGGAUGACAUGCACCUACUAACUAACCCAUGCUGCUGUAUGCUGUCAUUGGAAUAACAGAUUGUUAACACUGUCCUAUCUAGCAGGAUCAAUAAGAGCACAAGCUCAAACUAACACAGCUGCAAAUUCAUCAAUUAUUCCCGUGGAAAAACGACUAAAUUAAUUGUAACAAAUACAUUGUCCGCUUGUCUUCAUAAUCUAAGACUGUAACACGAUAGCUACCAAUGAUCUCUAUUCAAGACAAUGUGUGUACUUAAGGCAUUUUAUGGUACAUACAUAUUUUCAUAAACUGACGUGUAUUGUUCCCUUAUGUGAUCUAUCAUAGCAAUAAAACAAUACAAAAACACACCACAUAACCUAGACAGUGUCCAAGUCAUAUGAACAUUUAACAAUAUUAAACAGAUAAUAUCUAUGUCAUUGAAAAACCUUUUGAUACCUGCUACAGAUGUAUUUUUGAUUUCAAGGCUCAUAGGCCUCUCGUCCAAACUAGUCCACUACUUUUGACCAAGGCUCAUAGGGCUAUCGUCCAAAUUAGUCCACUACUUUUGACCAAGGCUCAUAGGUCUCUUGCUGGUGAGUAUUUACCACAGACCGAUGGUGUUGCUGGUGAGUAUUUACCACAGACCGAUGGUGUUGCUGGUGUGUAUUUACCACAGACCGAUGGUGUUGCUGGUGUGUAUUUACCACAGACCGAUGGUGUUGCUGGUGUGUAUUUACCACAGACCGAUGGUGUUGCUGGUGUGUAUUUUUUUAGUGUCUGAAACAGAAAACCGUUGUUUGCACUGAAAUGACAGUAAAUAUGAAAUAAAUCAAUGAAUCAUG
Salvelinus fontinalis (brook trout) is the source of this 2984-nucleotide messenger RNA. Its product is annotated as fatty acid desaturase 6-like. The transcript has 6 exons. NCBI's taxonomy places the organism in Eukaryota, Metazoa, Chordata, Actinopteri, Salmoniformes, Salmonidae. The record is from RefSeq and is a predicted model, not a curated record. Bases 892 to 2094 code for a protein of 400 amino acids. Gene Ontology annotation, molecular function: oxidoreductase activity, acting on paired donors, with oxidation of a pair of donors resulting in the reduction of molecular oxygen to two molecules of water. Gene Ontology annotation, cellular component: membrane. Gene Ontology annotation, biological process: lipid metabolic process.